AUGCCUACCGCCGAGUCCGAUCAGUUCAAGGCCCAGAAGCCCGCCGUUGCUCCCACCUUCAACGGAGUCAACUUCGACGACACCAAAGCGUUCAAGGCGGCCGAGGAUGCCAUCAUCCGGGAGCAAUGGGUCGGCGCCAUGAUGACCCGUCUCGUCGGCGAGGAGUUGGGCAAGUGCUACGUGCGCGAGGGUGUCAACCACCUGGAAAACUGCGGCCACCUCCGAGAGCGAUACCUGCAAUUGCUGAAGACGAACAAAAUCAAGGGCACCAAGUUCUUGCAGCAGAACUACGUGACCAAGCAGGAUGAGGAGAUGGACCUGCAGGCCAAGGUGCACACCAGCGACCAGGUUGCCAAGAUGAACCAGGCUAGGUUUGCUUCGUAA
Ilyonectria robusta is the source of this 384-nucleotide messenger RNA. RefSeq lists its product as uncharacterized. Bases 1 to 384 code for a protein of 127 amino acids. The transcript is spliced from 2 exons. The record is from RefSeq and is a predicted model, not a curated record. Lineage: Eukaryota; Fungi; Ascomycota; Sordariomycetes; Hypocreales; Nectriaceae.